UGCCGAAAGAAACGUCGAAAAACGUCGAAUUCGAAACGUGACGUCUUUCACGUAUCGUCUAAUUUCGAUUUCAUUUGAAGCAAAAUUCUUUGACGUUUAAGUAGACAUUACUUUUGUAGUCUACCAUGGGUCACGCUGAAGAAGCCGGAGCAGAGAAUUUGAAAGGAUUGGCGAAAUAUUUUAACAGCCAGACCAACUAUGGCCGAGCAAAUGUCUCAAAGGCAACGUAUGCCGUCGUAGGAGUCGUUAUCGCAUAUUUCUACUUGAGACCAAGCAAAAAACCAGCACAAAAAUAAGUUUGUCCUGUCAUGAAGAUCUCGCGAUAGUCCUGUGCGUUCAUACGUUUUAUCUUAUGUAAUGCUCGUUUCAACACGGAUUUUGUACCUUAUUUCGUGUUGUGAAAUAAAUUCAUAGAUUUAGCGAUAUGUGCGCAUUCCGAUUUAUCGCGCCCGCUACAAUUAACAAAUCAAAUUUUGCUAAAUCUUUUUCUUCUGUAGUUUCUCUUAUAAAAUCUUGUCUCUAAAUUCCAAAAUCCGCACGUACUUUAGUAAAAAUGAACUUUUUUUUUCAUAUUUUUGACUAAUACUCGAAUUUUGGAUUAUUAUGUGCUAGUGGUUGAUUAUUUGGUUUGUUAAUUAUUGUAAGUACG
Molecule: messenger RNA, 649 nt
Organism: Belonocnema kinseyi
Lineage: Eukaryota; Metazoa; Arthropoda; Insecta; Hymenoptera; Cynipidae
Product: ATP synthase membrane subunit DAPIT, mitochondrial
Exons: 2
Coding region: 126-296 (56 amino acids)
Source: RefSeq, a predicted model, not a curated record